CGAUUCUCUUGGUGAAUGAUUUUCAUUUUAGUGCCGUGUAAUAUGUCAUGCAACUCCCAAUCACGUCCGGGAAUCCCAAAUGAAAAGACAAACAAAUUGGUCAAAUCAUUUCUCCUCUUGUGGCUAUUUCAUUUGGCAACUGUCUUGUCGGCAUCAGCAGGUUACUGCAGGCAAGAUAAUGGUCGAUUACCGUUGAUUGGAAAUAGCCCGAUGACGUACGGGCCAGUAGGAACGCCGCUAACUGGCAACAUACUAGAUGCACCAGCACUCGUCGCCACUUCACUCGGCCCGUUGACCGCCAAUAGCCGCCCCGUUAGGAGAGUCCCUUAUGUUUCUAACACCUGCGGAGGCUCCGGGACCGGGAAUAUCCCCCUGUCGUUUGAUCGACUUUUGCCGUACAAAUCGACUCAUUUCCCGUCGAGACGCGAUUACCCGAUGCUCUGCGUUUGGAAUUUCACGGUGCAACACGACGACUGUCGUCGGGCUCGACUGACUAUGCGAGUGGACGGACGGAGUCGAUUGCCGGAUGUGGACGGAUGCAGCAAAGGAUAUUACACGGUUUCACCCAACAUGAGGGGCGCGGGCGCCAGAAUUUGCGGACAUUAUGUUGGUGAUGUUCCGGCCUUCCAUUGGUACGUGGACGCCUACCAACCGGAAAAUGAGGUCACAGUUGUCACGAUGAAGAAUUUGGGCAUCAACGACGGAUUCUCUGAAGGACUUUCGUUUACCCUCCAAGGCGAAUGUGCAGAGGAAGAAUCGUCGUAUGCCCGAACGACGACUGUCAACAAGAAGAACGCCAGAUUGAAUCGGCGCUGGAUGAAUCGAGUCAUGGAAGACUACCUGGCCGGAGAAGGACCCAGAGUGACCGUCAACCGUGUCAAACUGCCAGUAACGAGCACUACUUAUCCAGCCCCAACAACCACCACCACCAGCCGACCCAAACUGGAUCAUCCAGUUGUCCCAUCCAAUAACAAUUACUCUGGUGGCAUCCAGUGGCUCCAUUUGAAAUCGCCCGCCGAUCUUCAUUCGCCCAAAAUUCACCAGAAAUCAGCGAUUGCCAAAUUCCAGCCACCUCAAGUCGUGAACGAAACGAAUCAGCCAAUCGUUUCCAUCAGCACAAUUUCCAGUGAAUUGGAAUAUCCCGCCACCACCACCAGCGUCCCAUUAGAGUCGACAAUUGAACCAGAAAAGAGAUGAGCAGCAGCACCUGUCCAACAAACGACCAAUCCACUGACCCAUUUUACCUGACGACGACCUCCACACCUCUGGUAAUGACCAGCACGACGGAUAAUGACGACCUUAUCUUAACCACUUCAUCAACUGAUGACCCGUUGACGACACCGUCCAGCACGACGGAGAUAACAACCACUUUAACAGCAGAGUCCAGCAGCAGCCCCUUGUCUGAUGUUGUUGUUGCGUCAACAAUAACAACCCAACAACCGCCCAUCAGCAUUUCCCAUGUCGUCACCCCCAGCGGUCAGAAAUUGGCAUUCAACAGGUUUCAAACAUUCCAGAGACGUUUUCUGAAAUUCCUGAAAAUCUUUUAUUUAUUUUAAUUAUUUCUUGUUAUUGCAUUUGUUAUAUCGGUGGUAAUAAA
Messenger RNA from Daphnia pulex (common water flea), 1597 nucleotides. RefSeq lists its product as uncharacterized. The record is from RefSeq and is a predicted model, not a curated record. Lineage: Eukaryota; Metazoa; Arthropoda; Branchiopoda; Diplostraca; Daphniidae. Bases 16 to 1197 code for a protein of 393 amino acids. The transcript has 8 exons.